Molecule: messenger RNA, 2373 nt
Organism: Solanum dulcamara
Lineage: Eukaryota; Viridiplantae; Streptophyta; Magnoliopsida; Solanales; Solanaceae
Product: pollen receptor-like kinase 3
Exons: 2
Coding region: 245-2089 (614 amino acids)
Biological process (GO): protein phosphorylation
Molecular function (GO): protein kinase activity; ATP binding; protein binding
Source: RefSeq, a predicted model, not a curated record
UUUUUCCCAUUCAGCUAGAAAGCCUCUUCUCCGUUGACAAGGUCAAUGCAAGGUCCACCUCUCUUUCAAUCCAACAUUCUGAAUCUGUUUUCAGACAACAUUCUGUCCGGCAGAAAUCUUUGUCAAAUUACACCAUCCACCUUAAUCCCAACAAAAAACACAUGAACAUGACACACCUCCCAAGAAAAGAAUCAGAGAAAUUCUCUCUUUCUCUGGAGAGCGGCUCGUUGUUUCUCCACAAAAAAUGGCCGCUGUCCUCUUCCCCCACCACCUUAUUUCCUUAUUUGUUUUCUUACUUUUUCUAUCCCAUCCAAUUCCUUGUGUUUCCAUCGGAGAUGAUGAAGUCCUUCUUGAAUUUAAAGAAUUGUUAUUAAAUACCUCAUCUCUUGAUUCCUCAUGGAAAAAAGGAACAAAUCCUUGUGAUAAUAAUAAGAAAUGGUUUGGUGUUCAAUGUGAUAGUAAAAAUGUUAUCCAAGGCCUAAUUCUUGGUGGGGUUGGCCUGUCAGGGAAUCUUGAUGUUGAUGUACUAGUUAGCCUUCAAGGCCUUAGAGUUAUAAAUCUUGCAAACAACUCUUUCUCAGGAUCAAUUCCUGAAUUCUUUAGGCUUGGUGCUCUCAAGUCUCUAUUCAUUGAUGGAAACCAGUUUACUGGAGAGAUCCCAGGAGAUUUCUUCUCCAAAAUGGGAUCUCUCAGGAAAAUAUGGUUUUCGCGGAACAAGUUUUCAGGGAAAAUUCCAGAUUCUUUAGUCAGUUUGAAAUAUCUUUUAGAACUCCACCUGGAGAAUAAUGAAUUUACAGGACCUGUUCCAUCUUUGUCACAGGGUAAUCUGGCAUCGAUAAGCUUCUCAAACAAUAAAUUACAAGGUUUAAUCCCGGAAAGUUUGUCAAAGUUUGGUUCGGAACCUUUUCAAGGAAAUCCAGAUCUAUGUGGAAAUCAAAUAGGGAGGGAGUGCAAGGCUGCAGCCUCUGGUGAAAUGUCUGAAGGUUCUGGCAGUAGAAAAUGGAUAAUUAUAGGCUUAGUGGUUGUUUUGUUAUUGGUGGCUAUAUUAUUUAAGGCAAAGCGCAGGGAUGAUCAAUUUGAAAAGCUUGAAAAAGAGAACCUUGAUGAGGCUGUGAAGGUGCACCUUAACAAGAGAAGCUUGAGCACGCGUACCUCUAUGCCUUCAUCAAGGAAGGGACGCGCAAGAAGUGGCAGCGAUAUGGGUGAUCUGGUGGUGGUAAAUGAAAAAAAAGGUAUAUUUGGGAUGCCUGAUUUGAUGAAGGCAGCAGCUGAAGUCCUUGGGAAUGGAGGAUUGGGGUCAGCUUACAAGGCAGUAUUGGGAAAUGGAGUGUCCGUCGUGGUGAAGAGGUUGAGGGAAACAAAUAAAUUUAAUAAGGAAAGUUUUGACGCAGAGAUCAGACGACUUGCCAGGUUAAGGCACAGGAACAUAUUGCAACCAUUAGCGUACCAUUACAGGAAAGAGGAGAAGCUGGUGGUGUCUGAAUACAUUCCCAAAGGCAGCCUGUUGUACCUAUUACAUGGUGAUCGGGGGAUAGCACAUGCUCAGCUAAAUUGGCCUACUCGCAUUAAAAUCAUCCAAGGAGUUGCCAGUGGAAUGAAAUUUCUUCAUUCAGAGUUUUCAUCAUAUGAUGUACCUCAUGGGAACCUUAAGUCUAGCAACAUUCUUCUUUCUGCAAAUUAUGAACCUCUUCUCACAGAUUAUGCCUUUUAUCCACUACUCAACAAUUCGCAAGCUGUCCAAUCUCUUUUUGCUUAUAAAUCCCCAGAAGCCAUACUAAACCAACAAAUCACUCCAAAAAGUGAUGUAUAUUGUCUUGGAAUUGUAAUUCUUGAAAUUCUUACUGGGAAAUUCCCAUCACAAUAUCUCAGCAACCAAAAGUGUGGAACCGACGUUGCAGAAUGGGUGCGGUCAGCAAUUGAAGAGAAUAGAGUAUCAGAAUUGAUUGAUCCAGAGAUAGCAACAGCAAAGGAUUACCUUGAAAUGAUGGAAAAGUUCCUUCAUAUAGGAGCUGCAUGCACUGAGAGCGACCAUGAUAAGAGAAUCGACAUGAAGGAAACCAUAAGGAGGAUAGAAGAGCUACAAAUUUAACAUAGUGAUUGGUUAGACGACCAUGAGGUUCAAUUUAUGGUAGGGAGAAGGAAAAAUAAGUACAGAAAGCUGUUUUAGCUCUCCAACUAAUGAUCAACGCACGAGCUCUACAGUAGAGUCUUAAAAAGGGCAUGUUACGAAAGAAUGUGGGCAUUUUCCGUUCCCUGAGAUGAAUGCUGUCUACAGUUCGUUUGUUGGCCAAAAGGAUUUUCUGUAAAAGUAUAAAAUUAAGACUGCUAGAUAUUCAAAACUCAGAUAUAGGAGCAUGAAUGGAUCUUUCAUUA